This is a messenger RNA of Pyricularia oryzae 70-15, 2805 nucleotides long. RefSeq lists its product as uncharacterized. NCBI's taxonomy places the organism in Eukaryota, Fungi, Ascomycota, Sordariomycetes, Magnaporthales, Pyriculariaceae. Gene Ontology annotation, cellular component: membrane. Gene Ontology annotation, biological process: arachidonate metabolic process. The record is from RefSeq and is a predicted model, not a curated record. Bases 470 to 2374 code for a protein of 634 amino acids. The transcript has 3 exons.
GCUGGUUGUAAAAUUUGACCCAUGUUGACGACAACUUGACAAGCUGAAGAGCUUUUUUUUCUUUCUUUCUCGUCGCAAGAUCGGAUUCGUGGAGAAGUUAGACGGGUUGAACGCCGUUCCCGUGGCGGUAAUCGCUGGUUGGCCUCCACUGCUUGGUACCUCUUGGUACAGCGCCCCCCUCUUUUUGCGUCACUAGGGUUCAUUCACUGCAAGCAUAUUUGAAUCCUGCCUAGCUCAUGUGUCGGUCACUUCGUCAUUCAAAGUCGACGGAUACGACCCACGUAUUACCAGGCCUGCACAGCCUAGAACCCUGCUUUACCUUCCCUUCCAAACUUGGACGAGAUUCAUCGACAGUACUAAUUUUCCUUGUCGUGCACUGCGCGGGCGGUUUUCUCACUCACCACUGCUGCAGCAUCCAAAAGCUCUGCCUGUUGCAACGACAAUCGCGUCGUGCAGCCGGAGCGUAAUCAUGGACACCGAACGAAUGAAGAGGAAGGACACAACCAAGGGGCCUCCCCUCCGCAUACUAUCAUUAGAUGGCGGAGGAGUUCGAGGCUACUCAAUUUUUGUCAUCAUACAGGAAAUAAUGCAUCGAACCUUUGUCGAGAUUGAAGGCCGCGCGCCCCGUCGUUCCGAAAUCCCUAAGCCCGCAGACCACUUUGACCUCAUUGUCGGCACUGGCACAGGCGGCCUGGUGGCGCUGAUGCUCGGCCGCCUGAGGCUGGACCUAGAAACCUGCAAGGAGCUGUACGUGCGCCUGACGCGCAUGGUGUUUGAGACGGACAAGACAAUACUCGGGAUACCAACCAGGAGCACACUGUUCAAAGCAUCCAUGCUGGAGCUGGCUAUCAAGGAGGCCGUUAGGGAACAUACUGUCGAUGAGUAUGAAGGCAACGAUGGAUCCGACUCGCCAGCCAGUCCCGCUAGCAUGGCAUCCCGAAAUAGGCUGUCGCACGCCGGCAGCUAUCCACGAAGACACGCUAGCAACGCGAGUGUUGUCAGUUUCAGCCACAGAAGCCCAACAAGUCAGUUUGCGCGCCCAGCGCAUGGACUGAGGGGAGGAAACCCAGAUGCGAGCCUUUACGAUGCCAGGGAAAACAGGACAAAAACGGUCGUGACCGCGAUAUACAGAGGAACCCAAAAGGGAGGCGAUCCGGCAUUACUACGAUCGUAUGACUCGAGAAAGGAGCCGUCGCCGGAAUACGACUGCAAAAUUUGGGAGGCAGGAAGAGCGACAUGCGCUAUUGGCCUUGCGUUCAAGCCUAUCAAGAUUGGGCAGUCCGUAUUUCAUGAUGAUGGUGCUGGAACCUUCAACCCUGCGAUUCAGGCUCUGGACGAAGCCGUCGUCAACGAGUGGCCGGGUCGCGACGUUGGAGUUUUCAUUAGUGUGGGAACAGGAAGGAGGCCAAAAAGCAGUGAUGCAAACCAGUCGCUGUGGUACGAGGGUUUCUUGGGCGACUUUGCAGACGCACGGAAGAGAUUGAUUGCAAAGAUCGAGGGAUGUGAAACGAUUCACCAAUACGUCAAGCGGGAGCACCUGCUCAAGCGCGGUGUCAACGUCGAGAACUACUACCGCUUGAAUGUAGAGAUGGGCGUUGGAGAGUUUGGUAUGAACGAGUGGAAUCGCCUGGCCGAUAUUAGCACCAGCACACGGCAGUAUCUACGACGGCCCGAGGAAAGUGCCAUGGUUCAGGGGUCUGCUGCAAAACUAGCUAAGAUAUACCGGGCAAAGAUGCGUCAUGAUCGGAUGAGCACGGUUCCCGACGUUGCGGUCCACACCACUUCGGAUUCCUCCCUGCCAACCUUUGCAGUCGAGUUGCCUGGUGAUAUGCCAACAUUCCCGACCAAACCGCAUAACACGACGCCUUCCAGCAGACAGUCCUACGAUUCCGGACCCGACAGCCUUGGCAUGCCGACGUCGGCAUUGUCGCCCCGUAGCUCGGGUGGGAGCCUAGCUGGGGAUCGCCCCCUUCCUCCACCACCUCCAGCGUCUGCUACUGGAGCUCAACCAUCAUACACGCGCCCAUCAGUAGGCUCGCCACCUUCAAGACCUACGCAUAACCCUACCGCAUCGACAGUUUCUGCCGCAACCGUCUCAAGUAUGGGAACGAUCGAUGAUGACCUUCUCCCAGCAGCACUGACGCCGACACAGUGGAAGAGCGUGUCUGGACAGGACAAGAUUGCGAUCGUUGCGCAGGAUGAACAGCCGAGACGCGGUCUCGGACCACCACCUCUGCCUCCUAAAACUCCCAUACCAGAGAACCACGUUGCCGGUGGAGGUAGACGUCCACCUACUAACGGCAAGGUGCCUCCAUACCCCAUGGAUGACGAGCCUCCUCCUGCCGUGAAUAUGGCAAUGAAACCCAGAGUAUGAAUGGGUCUUUUUUCUUCUCUUCUGUUUUAUUCUCUUCCUUUCUUCACUGAGCCUGUAAAUUCAGCCAACAAUUUCCCACAUUGGCCACAUAGGUUUCGUUUCUUCUGCUUCAGUUUAACUUGUCAUUUCACGUUGGCUUUCGCGGGAUACCAAAUUUAGUUUCAGCCAUUUUCUAGCUUAUUUCCAAUUCCUAAUGUUAUCAGUCGCCUCCAUUGCAUCAUCCCAUGCCCUUAGAGAUGUUUAACUAGUCUGCACCUUUUGGGAAAUUUUCACAUAUACCAAAUACUCAUCAUUCUUUUAACAUUAUGCAUAUAUCUAAGUUGUUGCAUUAUUCAGAAGCUGCACAAGGUACACGGUGGGACCUACCUAGGUACCUAACUACAUAUUACUUUCACGUUGUACUACCGUUAUUGACGUCAUGUACCUUACCC